Messenger RNA from Huiozyma naganishii CBS 8797, 1887 nucleotides. It is a transcript of the gene FET5, whose product is annotated as ferroxidase FET5. Bases 1 to 1887 code for a protein of 628 amino acids. Gene Ontology annotation, cellular component: fungal-type vacuole membrane. Gene Ontology annotation, biological process: cellular response to iron ion starvation; reductive iron assimilation. Gene Ontology annotation, molecular function: ferroxidase activity; copper ion binding. The transcript has a single exon. The record is from RefSeq and is a predicted model, not a curated record. NCBI's taxonomy places the organism in Eukaryota, Fungi, Ascomycota, Saccharomycetes, Saccharomycetales, Saccharomycetaceae.
AUGUUCCAGCUUGUGCUUCCCCUGCUUCUGGUCUUGUGUAGAGUGUGUACCGCUUUUACUCACACGUUACACUUUGACAUUUCAUGGCUUAACGUUACUUUUGCGGGGGACAAUGGGGAGGAGCAUAUCAAAGAGAUGAUUGGUGUUAACGGGCAAUGGCCCUUGCCUGAGAUCCACGUCGAGAAGGGCGACCGAAUUGAGCUGUACUUGACUAACUCUCUCGACGACGAAACACCAACCUCGCUUCAUUUCCAUGGGCUGUUCCAUAAUACCUCGCUGGGGAACAUGAACAGUAUGGAUGGUCCUGCCAUGGUGACACAGUGUCCGCUGGUACCCGGUUCUACGUUCUUUUACAAUUUUACGGUCCCAGACCAAGUGGGUACCUAUUGGUAUCAUGCACAUUACGGUGCCCAAUACGGUGAUGGGUUUAGAGGUGCGUUUAUCAUCCAUGAUCCGGACUGCCCCUUCGAAUUCGAUGAGGAUAUCACGAUAACUGUUUCUGAUCUUUACUACAAGAACUAUCUGGAUACUACGAAGGAGUUUAUGAGCAGGUAUAACCCAACGGGUGCAGAGCCAAUCCCUCAAAGUUUACUGUUUAACGACAGUUUCCACGGGGAGUUGAAUUUUCAACCCGGUAAAAAGUAUAUGUUGAGGUUCGUCAAUACAGGGUUGUUUGUUUCUCAAUACAUUACGUUAGAGGACCACAUAUUUACGAUCGUGGAGGUAGACGGCACAUAUGUGACCCCUACUACAACAAACGUUUUAUAUAUUUCAUCAGGACAACGGAUGGCAGUGUUAGUUGAGGCAAAGGAAACUGCUACUAAAAAUUACGCCCUGAUGCAGAUAAUUGACGAAACCAUGCUUGAUGCGAUUCCAGCGGAUCUGAAACUAAAUGUUACCAACCAAGUGACAUACAACAAGCUUUUACCCGUGGCAGAAUCAAUGUUCAACAGACUAGAAGAGUUCCCUUUUUUAAACUCCUUGGAGGAAAAUGCUACAAAUGACUUUUAUUUGAAACCCUUGGAGUCCUACCCGUUGUACGAAACAUACUCUCGCCAGGUCGUAUUUGACGUCAAAAUGGCCAACCUAGGUGACGGGAUCAACUAUGCGUUUUUCAACGACAUCACGUAUACUUCUCCCAAGAUUCCAACCCUCACGACAGUUUUAACUUCCGGGAAACUUGCCAGCGACCCCAGGAUAUACAGCGAAAAUAUCAAUCCGUUUAUCUUACAGAAAAACGAAAUCGUCGAGAUUGUUUUGAACAAUUAUGAUACUGGAAGACACCCAUUUCAUUUGCACGGGCAUAACUUCCAAAUUGUACAAAAAUCGAAGGCAUUUAAUCAAGAUGAAGAAGGUAUUUUACCUCAGGAACAGAUCACUGUUCCUUAUAAUGAGUCCAAUCCUCUCAUGAAGUUUCCGGCUAGGCCCAUGAUGCGUGACACAGUGGUAUUGGAACCUAAUGGUCACGUCGUGCUAAGAUUCAAGGCCAAUAAUCCUGGUGUUUGGAUAUUCCACUGUCAUGUUGACUGGCAUUUACAGCAGGGUCUUGCUGCCGUGUUCAUCGAACAGCCAGAUAUAUUGCAAACUCGUGAAACACUGAAUGAGAACUACAAAGAAGUAUGCAGUGCAAUUGGGAUGCCAAAUGAGGGGAACGCUGCAGGCCAUUCUGAUGACUGGCUGAAUAUGGAUGAUCUACCAAGGCAACCCAAAUCAUUGCCAAAUGGGUUCACUUUUAAGGGUUACUUUGCAUUUGUCGUCUCAACACUGGUCGGGCUAGCGGGUCUUUGGACUAUUACGAGGUACGGGUUAUCCGAGGUGAUUCCAGACGAUGAAAAGGUCUACAAUAGUCUAAAAAAACUACUAGACGAAAACAACAUUUCAUAUUAG